Molecule: messenger RNA, 1479 nt
Organism: Trichoderma gamsii
Lineage: Eukaryota; Fungi; Ascomycota; Sordariomycetes; Hypocreales; Hypocreaceae
Exons: 7
Coding region: 1-1479 (492 amino acids)
Biological process (GO): positive regulation of transcription by RNA polymerase II
Cellular component (GO): nucleus
Molecular function (GO): zinc ion binding; DNA-binding transcription factor activity, RNA polymerase II-specific; transcription cis-regulatory region binding
Source: RefSeq, a predicted model, not a curated record
AUGCUUUCGAAUGAGUGCUGGGCUUGUAAAGAUUCCAGAGCCGUUUGCAACCGCGCGCGCCCACAAUGUUCUCGGUGCGCUAAGUCUAAUAGGCUGUGUCAGUAUGGAUUGCGACUGUCGUGGCCAGCGACUGCCAAUACGAAGCGCAGCUUGACUCAUUCUAUUCAGAAUGGAUUCGAGACUGCCAAAAGUGUUUCCCAAAUGGACUUUGUAAAUACGACAACAUGGGAUAUUCAGCUUCACCAUUACUUACGAAUGAAUCAAGGACUCAGUAGCCAUGAGGGUUUUUCCAUCCAGGUAAUUGAUCCACCGGCGACACUAUCAUGGCUCCCGAUCAAACUAUCUUAUGGGGAAAGAGAGCUUCUUGACCACUUUAUAUAUACGGCGCCUUUCACAUUGGCUAUUUUCGAGCCCAAUAAGACCGACUUCCUAAGUCUUUUAAUACGUUUAGCUCUUUCAGAUAGUUCACCAGCUUCAAUGGCUGUACUACAAUCAGCACUGGCUCUCUCGUCGUUCCACCGUAAUGGUCUGAAAGCGGAUGUUUACCGGCUCAAAGCUCGCGCUCUCCGUAUCCUGAUCACAUCUUGCAUCCCCUCCAUUGAAGAUCCCAUGAUAGUUCAGCAUAUUGCAGCUUGUAUGAUACUCUGUCAUCUUGAGAUGCUCGGAAUGCCAAACUCGGUAUCUGUGUGGUUCUGUCACUUAAGUGAAGCUAAACAAUUAAUCGACAACGCAUCCGUCGGAAGCCAGUGUUUUCAACGAGAGUUUUCCGGACUUUUGGGCUGGGUAGAGUAUCAUAUGGUCAUGGCCCGGUUUAGCAUCCGACACUGGUAUAUGCACAAAGAAUCUGAUAACAGAACAAAGAAUUCUAUGCCGGUGGACCGAGGUACUUGCCAAUUACGAAAGGUUAACGACGUAUCGUACUGCUCACAUGAGAUUCUUCGAUAUUUGCAUAUUAUGUUCGAGACGAUUCGGAAACCGACGGACUCAUCUUACCACAACGAAGACUAUGAAAGAUCAUUGCGUUGCCUCGAAAAUACGAUAACCAAUAUUGUUCCGUUGGCGACAUCGGAUACUAUGCCGGGCUCGAGCACAGCCUGGGUGGCUACGAUAGAGCUUUUUAAACUAGCCGCUCUAAUUUAUCUUCGAAGAGCAUCACGAAAUUUUUCAGGGUCAACACCACAAAUUGAUGCAAUGAUUGACAAAGCGCACAUACUUCUCGAUGACUUAGGAAGCUUUAAUCCGACCUUCCCGCUUCUUAUUAUUGGAUGUGAGGCUCGGACGGAUGAACAAAGAAGAAGAAUUCUGAGACAGAUCGAAAGGGCAAUGGCGACCUCGAGUUUGAGAAGCUUGCGUGAAUUACAAAGUAUUCUCCAGCAUAUAUGGGUGCAGGAUGACCUUGCGGUGGAUUAUGAAUUAGACUACUUGAAUAAGUUGGACGCUGUAAUAACUUCCUACCAAAUCAUGCCAAGUUUUGUCUAA